ACUCCUUGAGACAUGCAUCUGGCGGGCAAGCAGCAGCAGCAGCAGCAGCAGCAGCAUCAUCAUCAUCAACGGUUCGAGUCUCGCUUCGCCUCUCUCCCCACUCGAGGUGCGUCUAGGAUCCGAACCCGCUCUCGCGCAUAUACAGCACAUGCCACUGCCUGUGCAUACUACUACUACUUGUACAUGAUCCCGCCCGUAUCGACGAAGCACGAGACUGCCGAAGAAGACAACAGCAAGAUGUUGAUUCCAAUCUGCGUUUCCGAUUGGCGAUGGCAGACAGGGAUCAUCCUUGAUGCCGUGGAUACGUAUGAACGGGUCGAGCGAGCCUCACGGCGUCCAUACAUGCACUAAAUAUUAUUGCCCCCUUUGAUUGCCAUCCACCAUCAUCCCAGAUGAGACGGGGUUCCUGUGUCGGCCUGCCAGUGAUAGUGCAGAAAAAAAAAAGGCUGACGCCAACCAUCCCCUCUCGCUGAUAGAUUGCCAGUCAACCUGCCCCCCGGCUCGUCAACCCAGACCCUGGCGCCGAGCCAUCGCCCAAUUGGCAAAUCGGGCUAAAUGCCUGGAUGUGGCUGU
Messenger RNA from Trichoderma asperellum CBS 433.97, 573 nucleotides. Lineage: Eukaryota; Fungi; Ascomycota; Sordariomycetes; Hypocreales; Hypocreaceae. The record is from RefSeq and is a predicted model, not a curated record.